AUGAAGGUACGAGAUUCCUGCAAGGAUAUAUAUUCUACAAACCGCCAUAGUCCAAAUGGCACCUACACAAUAUUCAAUCGGAAAAAUCAACCUUAUAAAGUAUAUUGCGAAUUCCAUUCCAAGUUUGGAUACACCUAUAUUUCAAAAAAUUCACUCCUUAAAAUCGACAUGAAUGACUUGUUUACUACAACAGAACAUGUCAAAAUACGACACGUCAAAGCAGAUGGUGUUCAGACUGAGACUGUUUUAGAGAACAUUGAGCGAUAUAAAAAUAUCUCGCUCGCUAUAUUUUACAAUCAUCAUCCUGGAUAUGCCACACCAAUUAAUUCCGUAACAUUAGCCCCAUAUCUAUACUUGGGGUUCCUUCCAAUACAAAUAGCUAGUCAUGUUGGGGACGUACAAGGAUAUCGAGCAUCAAACCAAGAUGUCCUCUUCACGAACUGCGAUGCACAACCUAACAGUUAUUUCGUAUUUUACUUCAACCCCGGCCAAAAGGCAAAUGCCGGAUAUGGUAGUGGUUGGUACACCUCUGUGUUCAUAAACGAAUGGAUUUCCCUAGGCAACACUCUUUCGUCGGCGAGCAGUAUGCCACCUGAGUUUUAUUUCGACUACGAGAUUCACUUUGGAGGCUGCGGUGGAUACAAGUUUCAUCAUCAAGAAGAAAACAAAGAUGGUGCCGCUCUUGGUUUACGAUUCGAUGAAUAUGAUCCCUGUGUAUGUUCUCCGUGUCAAAACGGCGGGAGUUGCAGAUCGCCAUCUGACACUCAAUUUAUUUGUGAUUGUGCACGUGGCUAUACCGGAGACACAUGCGCAAAUUUAAGCCCAAAUCUGUAGUAAACUUUGGAGUCUUCACGACACCGUUGCACAG
Ostrea edulis (European flat oyster) is the source of this 868-nucleotide messenger RNA. RefSeq lists its product as uncharacterized. Lineage: Eukaryota; Metazoa; Mollusca; Bivalvia; Ostreida; Ostreidae. The transcript is spliced from 4 exons. The record is from RefSeq and is a predicted model, not a curated record. The coding region runs from base 1 to 834 and encodes 277 amino acids.